CCCGGCCCGCUCGCUUCGCUAACUUACUGACUGACUGAUUGAUUGAUUGGUGACAAGAGGAAGGAAGAGCGAGGAAGAAAGAAGGAAGGCAAUAAUUAGCUAUGUAGUCGCCACAAGCCGAAACUUCUGAAGUCAUUCAUUCAUCGAGCCAUUAUAAAAUAGACUCGAGAACCGACAUCCAAGUGAACAAGAUCGUGCUUGGUGCCUCUCUAUAUGCUUCUCUCACAACAUUAGACAGGCUUGAUGGUGGCCAUCCAUACAAUCUUGAAACUUCCUGUCCAUUGAUUCCGGUCUCCCUUUUGCGUUGGAUAGGACUAUAUUCCACCGGCGUAGACACCCGCGAACAGGACAUCACCUUCAACGCAGCUCAGCGAAUAGAGAAAUUUCCUGCUCACCAAAUCAACGCGACGCCCCAGGUGUUGGUUGACAAUUGGUUCUGUCCGCCGGGGUGAAUAGAUAGGUCUUUCGGUUGUUUCGCCAUUGACCCCGAACACCACACAUCAACGGUUCGGGACACCAUCUACCUACGGACUACCAUCUAGCACCGGCCGUCAUCGCAUACACAAAUCUAUGGUAUCCCCGCGUCAGCCAGUCAGUCCGCUCCCCUCGCGCACGAUAUACACCAUAUACUACUCCUCCCUCCUCUCUGUGAUCUCAACUCAGCCAGGCUACAAAUCCGUUGUUCAGAAGAUGUGCACAUAUUACUACCUCCACUACCACCACGUGGCGCCAUGUAGCAAGGGGAUAGAGUACGCGAUCCAAUAUUCCUUCUGUCCAAACGCGACAACGACAGAGACGUAUCAUCAGCUCCAUCUCGGGAAUACUUCCUCCUCGUUCUCCUCGUCCUCGUCCUCGUCCACAUCGAGGAGAGGACACCGGGAAGAAGCAAUAGAACGAGAAGAAAGCCAGCUCAUACAACAGCCCUGCUCAUCGCUCACGCACGCGGACUAUCCGGCGCAGCACCAGCAGUUCAGCAGCACCAUAGUCGACUACUACAGCAACCCGUGUGCGACGGGUGGCUGCUUGCUGUCGCAGCACUGUGCGUCCGGCGGCUGCAGGCUGGACGAGCUGGGCGGGCGCUGGGCGUGUUGUCGCUGCGGGUUUCGCGGCGGCAAUACCUUCAGGUGGUGCGUCCACCGCGUGCGAAAAGUCCCCGACGCCCUCUGCUAUCACGUCGUCUGCAGGGGCUGCCGGGCGGAUUGAUUGAUCGAUUGCGUGACUAGCUGAAUCUUGCCUUUAUCGGCUAACUCCUAGGGGAGGGAAGAUGAAAAGUGGAAUAUGAAUGGCAAUAUGCACAAUGCGAUAGAUGGGGUAGAGAGUUAUGUAGAUUGAUAGAUAGGGGGUUGGAAUGAGGCGGUGAGAAUGAGUUCGGCUUGAUGUCGUCGGCCGUUCUCAUGCUUAGGUGGAAGAUGGAUAGAUCAAUAGAUAGAUACAUGGAUAGAUAGACGGGUACCCAGCCAUCUCCCGUAGCUGCGCCAGGAUCGCAGGAUGAUCGCAUGAUACUUGGGCAAGAAUCGGCUUCGUUUCGCUUAUAAUAGACCGUUAUUUCAUACAGCUCCAAGUUUAUCUUUUCUUCAAGAAAGCCAGACGCCGCGCUUUUCCCAC
This is a messenger RNA of Xylaria bambusicola, 1605 nucleotides long. RefSeq lists its product as uncharacterized. NCBI's taxonomy places the organism in Eukaryota, Fungi, Ascomycota, Sordariomycetes, Xylariales, Xylariaceae. The transcript has a single exon. The record is from RefSeq and is a predicted model, not a curated record. Bases 571 to 1203 code for a protein of 210 amino acids.